CAUUGUUCUUCCGCCGGUGCACUUCCCUCGACGUUCGCAUUGGACCUUGCACACUGCUCACCGUCCUCUCGCGAGCUGCUCGCCGCUCAGCCUCUCGCUCUCUCUCCCUCUCUCUCUCUCUCUCUCUCUCUCGCCUUUGCAUGAGCUCGCGCUGAUGGCGUCGGCCUGCGUCAACACCCCCGGCAUUUCGCCGGACUCCUUCCCCGCGGCGUACGGAUGGCUCAGCCCCCGCACCUCCUUCAGCCGCGACUUCCCCGACGGCGACCCCUCGCCCACGCCCAAGCCGAUCGCCUCCCCGCCCCGCCCCGCGGCGGACCCGCCGGGGUCCCUGGAGCCCGCCGCCCCCGGGGACUUCGAGUUCUGCCUCAAGGAUCCCGUCGCCAUGCUCCCCGCCGACGAGCUCUUCUCCGACGGGAAGAUCGUCCCGCUCCAGCUCUCCGCCGCGAGGCCUUCGCCGGAGGCGCCGUCCGCGGCGAGCCUCCAGUCGCCGGAGAGCAGCUCCGAGCGUGGCCGGAGGAUCAAGAUGAGCUCCGGCCGCUGGAAGGAGCUCCUCUGCCUCAAGAAGCUAUACCAGAAUCAGAACCCUAAGCGCGCCGAAUCGGCUCCGAAGAGCAACCAAUCUCCGUCCAAAUCGGUGAUGCAUUUUCUCCACCGCAGCUCCAAAUCUACCUCCGAUGCCUCGAAUCUGAGCCUCCCGCUGCUCAGGGAAUCCUCCGACGGCGAGUCCGUCUCGAUCUCUUCGCGUCACUCGCUGUCGUCCUCGUCUUCCUCCAAUCACGAGCUCGAGGACCUCCACCGCCUGUCGCUGGAUUCCGACAAGCCUAACCCUAACUUACUCCACAAGAACGGCAAUACCGUGGCAGCGAUGAACGUCCCCAGGAUGAGACUGGUGAAGCCGAGACCGGACAAUCCGAAGCCGUCGACGGAUCAUCAUCCGGCGGCGAGCAGGGCGGAGAGGAGCCCGAUGCGGAGAUCCACGGAAGAGCCAUCGGGUGGCCUGGCGAACAGGGGAGUGACGGUGGACAGCCCGAGGCUGAACGCGUCGGGGAAGGUGGUGUUCCACAGUCUGGAGAGGAGCUCGAGCAGCCCGAGCAGUUACGGUGGGCCCAGAUUCAAGUACAGAGGCGUGGAGAGAUCGUAUUCGGCGGGUGUUAGGGUCAGUCCGGUCCUCAACGUCCCAAUCAGUUCGAUUAAGGCGGGCUCUGUGUUCGGGUUGGGUCAGUUGUUUUCUUCCUCGUCCUCCUCCUCGUCGGCGUCGUCUUCAUCUUAUUCGCAGCAGAAGAGGGAGGGCAACAAUGGGAAAGGAUCUUCGGGUGGUGGAAGGAAUCAGCAGAGCAACGGCAAGAACCGGAGCGAACGGAGUCAGUGAAAUCUCCCUCUAAUCCCAUCUCCGGUUAGUAAAUGCGACGGCAUUGUCGGUGUUUUCAGAGAUUUGUCCUGUGGUUGAAGCAGCUUUGCUUCGGGUUCAUGAUUAUUACCGGGCCGCCCGGGUUGGGUGAUUAAAUUUGCUUUUUUUCUUUUGCGAUGACUUCAGAUUUAGAGCCAGUCUGUGUACAUAGGGAAGGUUGAUCACUAGUUUAGUGUUGUUUGGAGUUGAGUUUUUCAGCAUUUCGUUAGGUGGGUCUCCUUGGUUUUUGUGCUAACCCUAGUGGGGGCGAUGACUAAUUUGAGGAUUAUUAGGAGAUAUAAAGCCAAACCGGCCAUUGGGAGGGUUUUUGGAGCUACCUUUUGAUGCUCGGGACAGAGAUUCCGGGAACAUUAUUGUCCAAUUGAUGUCCUGAAAGAUAUGGAAUCUCUCUCUCUCUCUCUGUCUCUCUCUCUGAUCAAAACUGUUGUGCUCGUGGAGAUGAAUAGACUCUGAAAUUUGUUA
This is a messenger RNA of Syzygium oleosum, 1870 nucleotides long. RefSeq lists its product as uncharacterized. NCBI's taxonomy places the organism in Eukaryota, Viridiplantae, Streptophyta, Magnoliopsida, Myrtales, Myrtaceae. The transcript has a single exon. Bases 155 to 1369 code for a protein of 404 amino acids. The record is from RefSeq and is a predicted model, not a curated record.